Messenger RNA from Blastomyces gilchristii SLH14081, 531 nucleotides. RefSeq lists its product as uncharacterized. The coding region runs from base 1 to 531 and encodes 176 amino acids. Lineage: Eukaryota; Fungi; Ascomycota; Eurotiomycetes; Onygenales; Ajellomycetaceae. The transcript has a single exon. The record is from RefSeq and is a predicted model, not a curated record.
AUGAUUUCCUAUCCAGCAAGCACAGCGGUUGGAGUCAGCAAAAAGGAGAUCAACCCACUUGAACACUGGAGGAAGAAUUUCCGUUGGCCUGAGGAAUACUUCAAGUCGGAGGGUAACAUGGAUCAUCUGCUUGCGAGAAAGAAAUCUCCUUCAUCCCUUCGCGCCAAACAAUUGGAAGCUGACUCCACACCUAGCUCUGCCACACCUAGCGAUCAAAUGCAGAGAGAAGCCAAAAGCAAUCCUUACACACACCCAAGCUAUGAGACUGUACUUGCCAUCAGGGGUAGCUUUAUGGUCAAGUCCGACUUGGGUAUCACAAAUGCAAGCAAGAGACUCUGCCAAAUUUUACUUGAGGCAGAGCAAUCAGUCCCUCGAAAUUCGCUGUUUUGUGACGAUUUGUUCGACGAAACUUGUGAGAGUGUGCAAGCAAGAAAUGAAGCUAUGGUUGUGCGAGACAUUUCCCCACUAAUAUGUCCAUCUGUUCAACUCCUAAGGAUCUAUGGCAUGAAGCAUCAUAAGCUUUUAAAAUGA